AUGCAGGGGGUCUCCGGCACUACGGAUGCACUGGCGUCUGCCACUGACGCGCUGUCGACCGGCUGGGCUGCCAUGUUCAGCUCGUCACCCAUGCCCGAGCAGCAGCAGCAGCAGCAGCAGCAGCCGCAGCCGCAGCAGCCAUUGGCACCAGCCUCUGUAUUGGCCGCCUCUGACGCAUCAGCGGGCAGCAUCGACCCCCUUGGCAGCGGCGCAGGCGAAAGUGGCUCGGCCGCCCCUGGAAAGAAACUGGUCAAGAAAAAGCUUGUGAGGAAGAUCAUCAGGAAGCCGUCCGACAUGGCGGAUGGCUCAGCUGCUGCAGGUGGCCUUGGCAGCCCGGCAGAGAGCAUCGGGCUCUCAUCCCCGCAUCGGGACGCUCCGCUACCGCCGGCGCCAUUGGCAGCCAGCAAACAGCAGCAGCAGCAGCAGGAGCAGGAGCAGGAGCAGCAGAAGGCGCAGCAGCCGAUGGACGCGGAGAUUUUCAACAGCAAGUUUCUCAGCAAAGACUACGCUUUGGGUGACACUGCUGCCGUGGAAAUCGCUGCCGCCAGCAUGGCCAGAAGUGGCACAGUAGCACGCGAAGCAGCAGGGGAUAGAUCAGGAGCAGCCGCGACCGCAACAGAGGUGUUGGAUGGUGCUAGCCCCGCGAAGGGCGCCAACGGCCUGCCGCAGCAGCAAGAGGCUCUGACACUGCCACCACAGGCAGGCGAGCAGCAACAGCAGCAGCACCAGCAAGCGGGGCUGGGUGCAUCCGAGGAGAUGCAGCAUCAGAGCGACGAGCAGCAGCUUGAUCCCGAGCUGUUUGUUGGGCGUCACGCAGAGCCAGGGCAGCCAGCACGGCAACUAAAGCUUGGAGCAACACGGCACGCCGGAGCGGGGCGCGACGGCGAGGCGCUGCCUUCAGGCUUGGAAGCGGCAGACGCGCUAGCUGGGGGCAUCAACCGGGUCCAUGCGGAACCCGCUGGCUUGCCGGCCAGCCUGUUUGCGAUCGCAGAUGCGCCGCAGGCAAGGAUCAUGCCAGCUGAUGGCACGGCUGGUGCGGGGCCGCCCCCACCGCCGGAGCAGCAGGAGGAGCUGCAGGAGCAGGAGCAGCAGCAGCAGCAGCUUCCCGUUGCAGCAGGGCCUGGUGAGGUUGCGGCUGGCUCUUCGCAUGACGGCCACCAGCUGGGGGAGCGACAGCAAACGCCAGCUAAGCAGCAGCCAGAGGGGUUGCACCAUCAGUGUAUGCAGGAUCAGCGCAAGCAGCAGCAUCAGCAGGCGCGGCAGCAGCAGCAUCAGCAGCCCACUGACGAGCAAGCAGUCAGUGACUGGCAUGGAUUGGCUGAGGGGUCGGGCAGCAGCCAAGCGGUUGCAUCUGCUGCGCAGGAGUCACCUGGCUUUGCUCCGGCGGCAGCGGCGGCGCUUGAGAGAUUGCAUGUGGAGUCAGGCAAUCUGCAGCACGGCUUGCAGGCGCAGGGACAGCAGCCAUGCGGGCCCCCGCUGGGACAGCAGCAACACCAGCAGCGCGAGGAGCAGCAGUCAGGCUCUCCGCGACAGCAGCAGCAGCAGCAGCAGCGCCAGCGCCCGGCGUCGGACCCCAGCGGCCUCCGCCAGGCGGUCGAGGCGCGCGAGGGGCAGCUGGUGCGCCAGGCCGCGCAGCUAGCCGCGCAGCAGCUGGAGGUGGAGCAGCUGCGCCAUGAGAGGGACGAACUGUCCGCCAGGCUGGCCGCGCAGGAGGAGAUUGUCGUCCAGCUCAGCCGCAAGAACGAGCAGCUGGUGCUGCGCAGCGCCAAGGUGUCAGAAGAGGAGAUGGCGGCGGUGCAGGCCGAGUUCCAGGCGCGCAUCGCCGCGCUCGAGAAGAAGGCGAGCAUGCUGACUAAGGAGCGGGACGCCUUGAAGCAGAGCGGCCGCGCCAGCAGCGCCAGUGAGGCCGCCCUCAAGGCCAAGGACGACCUGGCGCAGGAGCUGAUGGCGGAGGGCGAGAAGCUGAGCAAGCGGGUGCUGGAUCUAGAGGGCCAGGUCAAGAGGGCCAGGGCACACCUGCGGGAGGAGUCUGCUGAGAAGGAGAAGCUGGCCGCGCAGCUGGCGGCGGAGCAGGCAGAGUGCGAGGCGCAGCGGCGCGCGCGCGCGGCGGCGGAGCGCGACCUGGCGGCUGCGAUGGAGGCCGCGCGGCAGGAGCUGGAAGCUGCCCAGAAGCAGGCUGAGGCGGAUCUGCAGAAGGCGCGGUCGGAGCAGAUGGAGGCCGAGGCACUCGCCAGGGAGGCGGCCCAGAAGGGCGCCGCCAAGCGCGCCCAGCAGGCGGAGGCGCAUGCGGCGGCGCUGGUGGAGACCGUGCAGGAGCUGCGUGAGGCGCUGGAGCGCCAGAGGGCGGCGGCAAACCUGCGGGAGGAGAUGAUGAAGCAGGUGGGGGUGGCUGGGGGUGGCUGGGGGUGGCUGGUGGGUGGGUGCGGGACUUGGCCGACAUGGAGCGCCGCUGCCAGGCGGCAGAAGAGCGCCACCACGACCUGA
This is a messenger RNA of Monoraphidium neglectum, 2484 nucleotides long. RefSeq lists its product as hypothetical. The transcript is spliced from 9 exons. The record is from RefSeq and is a predicted model, not a curated record. Lineage: Eukaryota; Viridiplantae; Chlorophyta; Chlorophyceae; Sphaeropleales; Selenastraceae. Bases 1 to 2484 code for a protein of 827 amino acids.